AUAGAAAUAUCUACGCCCACAGUUACGAAUGGCACCAGAUAAAGCAAUAGGAAAACCAGAGAAACAACUUACCUGAAUCCGACGGCUGAAGAGAUCCGGCGGGACCCACACUCAGAACUUGAUCCUAUCCACAGAACCACUAGAUUCUUCCAAUCGAUAUUAAACCCAUCUCCCCUUCAUUCAUCACAUCAUCAUCAUCAUCAUCCCACUGGUCUAAAAAUUUCUAGGGCUAAUGGCGUCCGAGCCGGAGAUCGGCGCUGAAGAUGGCGGUCGGACGAGGGCGAGGUUCUUUCCGAUCAUCAUCGGCGUGGUAGGGCCUCCGCCGUCAGAUCGGGUGGUGCUGGUGAACCCGUUGACACAGGGGAUGGUGAUCUUGCAAGGCGGGAUGGAGCUGGUGUCGGAGAUCCUUAGUUCCGGUGGCGUGCCGCCGGCGUCGAAGGCGUCGAUCGAGGCGAUGAGGAGGGUGGAGGGCGGGGAAGAGGUGGAGGAGGAGUGCUCGGUGUGCUUGGAUGCGAUGAUGGUGGCGGUGGAAGCGGUGAAGGAGAUGCCGUGUGGGCAUAGGUACCAUGAAAGGUGUAUAGAGAGGUGGUUGCGGAUCCAUGGAUCGUGCCCGAUUUGCCGUUAUCGGAUGCCGGUGGAGGAGCGGAGAGGAUCCGAUAAGAGCUGGGAGAGGGAGCUUUGGUUUUUAGGGUUUGGGAGUCGAGGCCGGAGUCACAGUGAUGAAGGCGAUGGAGAUCCAGAGUGAUUUUUUUAUUUAUUUAUUUAUUUAGUUUUUAAUUAAUGAUAAUUAUUAAUUUAUAUAUAUAUAU
Messenger RNA from Dioscorea cayenensis subsp. rotundata (Guinea yam), 809 nucleotides. Its product is annotated as E3 ubiquitin-protein ligase MPSR1-like. Lineage: Eukaryota; Viridiplantae; Streptophyta; Magnoliopsida; Dioscoreales; Dioscoreaceae. Bases 233 to 745 code for a protein of 170 amino acids. Gene Ontology annotation, biological process: protein ubiquitination. Gene Ontology annotation, molecular function: ubiquitin protein ligase activity. The transcript has a single exon. Gene Ontology annotation, cellular component: cytoplasm. The record is from RefSeq and is a predicted model, not a curated record.